AUGUCGGGUCCUGAGAUUAUCACCAUCAUUUCGGUCACUGUUGAAGCCAUCGGAAUCAUCAAGACGGUGUGGGAUGCGAUCAAGGACGCCAAUGGACUGCCAGCGGCAUUUCGGAAAGUGCACGACGAACUGCCGCUUGUUGAGGACACUCUUGAGCGUGCCAAGAACAAAGCCGAGGGGGGCCUUGACUCCAGUUCGGCCGGACUGGUUCUUGAUACUGUGACCAAGUGCCGCGACAAGGUCCAGGAGUUGAAGGGUAUCUUUCAGAAGAUCAAGGCGUCGAAGGAUUCCGAGCGUUCAGUCAAGAGGCUCUAUCACGAUAUCGUAAUCCCGCUGGGCAAGGGCCACAGGGUUGAGGAACUGAUGCAGGACAUCUUGGGUGACGUGAAAAAUCUGGCGGCUAAUCAGGUGUUCCAGUUGGCGGCGCAAGUUGACGUGUUGCAACGGGCGAUAGAUGAGCUGGCAGAAGUAGAGCCGUCCGUGCCAGACCGCAAGCUGCAGUCUGGUCAGGGUAGUCACUACAAUGUCAAUGAGGGUUCCGGAACCUUCAACGCGUUGACCGCCUACGGA
Chaetomium strumarium is the source of this 570-nucleotide messenger RNA. RefSeq lists its product as uncharacterized. The transcript has a single exon. The annotation marks the transcript as partial. Lineage: Eukaryota; Fungi; Ascomycota; Sordariomycetes; Sordariales; Chaetomiaceae. The record is from RefSeq and is a predicted model, not a curated record.